ACCGCCCGUCUUCAUCGGGAGACAGGAUGCUGCUCUCAACCGGCGGACUCGACGGGCUCGCCGCCCUCGCAGCCGCCGUGCAACAGCAGCGCGCACACUACACUGCGCCGCCCGCUGACGAGCGACUCGCUGCACUCGACUUGUUGGGCGACCAGCCGCUCGUCGAUAAGCGUCCCCUUGAGGACGGGCAGCCGCCGCCCGAGGCCAAGCACCCCCGCGCUCCCAAGGCCCUCCCGAAGGCCCUCCCGCCGGGAUGGACGGUCCAGCGGCGCAAGGCGGUGGCGCGCUCGUACAACGUUUUCCACGGCCCGAAUGGGGAGCGCGCCGUCUCCAUCGCCGACGCGUGGCGCAAGGACCAGGGCAUUCCUCCGUCACCGCCGGCGCCGCGGCCGCCGCCGCCACCGGCCGUAGCAUCCGGAGCGGGACGGGAGCGGGAGCCUGGCGACGGCGGCGAGCCGCCCCGGAAGCGGCGCUCGGGAGGGCGCGGAGGCACCCGCUCGGGUGGAGGGGUGGUGUGGGAGGAGUGCACCGAGGUGGGCAAACCGCCGCCGCGCGCAGCCUCCGCCUCCGCCGCCACCUCGGUGCGGGCAGCUCUCUCCGUCAGCGGCGGCGGCGGCGUGUCGCUCACACUUCGCGUGUGCUGCGCCAGCCCGAAGGAGGCGGCCGCGGCGGCGGCGAGGAGCAACCGGCAGAGCCGGCAGCUGGCGGCGCUGCAAGACUACCUCCACAAGGGCCGAGCCGACAAGUGCGCCAACGAGUCCCUCGCCUCCGUCGCGGACCAGAUUGCAGAGAAGCGGCGCGGCGGCACGGCCAUCCAGUGGGGGUGCGUCUGCGCGGGAGGCGUGCUACGCGGCGGUGCCGAGCUGCAGUGCCGCUCGUGCGCCCUCACCUUCCACUCCAAGUGCGAGCGGCUCGACUACACACCCGCGGAGCUCGCGCGCUUCGCCGCCGACAAGACGUUCCUUUGCUCGUCGUGCCAGCAGCAGGAGCUGCAGCGCGCGGGGUACGACCCGUCGGCCGGCCGCUUCGUCUGGCAGUGCCAGUCGUGCACGCGCUGCUUCGAGGCGGAGGAGCACCGCACCGCCGAGCGGCACGGCGCUCGCUGUGCUGCAGAGCUGGAGCGCCGCGAGUGGUCCUGCGUCUGCGCCGACCCGAGGGCGCGCAAGGCCCUCGCGACAGAGUGUGCCGACUGCGGCCGCUGGUUCCACUACGGGUGCAAGGCGCAGUACCGCGACGGCGGCGCGAAGGACCGCUGCAUCGCGUGCGAGGACGCGGCCGACGACGCCGACGCCGCGGCCAUGGCCGCAGCGCCGCCGCAGCAGCACCGUCGCGCGACGGCCGCCGCCGCCGCCUCCGCGGUGGCGGUGGCGGUGCGGCCAUCCACGCUCGGCGAGGCGGCGGGGCUCGGCCUCUUUGCGCGCGAGCGCGUGCAGCCGGGCGAGGUGGUCUCGACGUACCACGGCUCGCUGCUGUACAAGGAGGAGAUGGCGCCCGAGGCGGACGCGUCCUACAUCGUCCGGCUGCCGAACGCGGGCGGCGCGCUCGUCAACGGCAAGCCGUACGCCGACGCCAUCCGCGCGAACCCCGCCAACCCGUCAGCGGACGGGUGCCACGUGCCGCUGGCCGGCGCAGCCGCGUGGGGCUUCGGCGCGGGCGCGAUGGCCAACGACCCUCGCGACAAGCGGCGCACGAACGCGCUGCUCGCCUUCGUCAAGCCCGCCGCCGUCGGGAAGGCCGUCGCCGACCUCGCCGUCGUGCGGCCGGUGCUUCUCGCCACGCGGCAGAUUGAGCCCGGCGAGGAGGUCUUCUACUCGUACGGCUCGAACAAGCCCUUCGAGCGGCUGCGGCAGGCGCUGCAGGCCGCGCAGCAAAAGGAGGCCAAGGGCAAGCAGAUAGGCUGCAAGCUGGUGUGGCGUGAGCACGGCGUGAUUUGACCAGAGCGCGCUCUGCCAGCGGUGAACGGGAGGGGCGCGGCGGACGAGCGGUCUGCCAGCAGCCGCCCCCCACGACGAUGGUCAAUACGCGAUAGCCCGAUCGAUGAGCUCUAACGUCUUGUACCUAUGUGUACGCUGUGGGAGGGGCGUCGGGUAAACGUACAGUUUCGCAUGUGUCGUAUGAGUUCGUUAUAUUC
Molecule: messenger RNA, 2131 nt
Organism: Emiliania huxleyi CCMP1516
Lineage: Eukaryota; Haptophyta; Isochrysidales; Noelaerhabdaceae
Exons: 6
Coding region: 27-1934 (635 amino acids)
Molecular function (GO): protein binding
Source: RefSeq, a predicted model, not a curated record